Molecule: messenger RNA, 641 nt
Organism: Poeciliopsis prolifica (blackstripe livebearer)
Lineage: Eukaryota; Metazoa; Chordata; Actinopteri; Cyprinodontiformes; Poeciliidae
Product: histone H4
Exons: 1
Coding region: 21-332 (103 amino acids)
Biological process (GO): nucleosome assembly
Cellular component (GO): nucleosome
Molecular function (GO): structural constituent of chromatin; DNA binding; protein heterodimerization activity
Source: RefSeq, a predicted model, not a curated record
GCACAGCGAGAGAGAGAAUCAUGAGUGGCCGUGGAAAGGGAGGCAAGGGACUCGGGAAGGGCGGCGCCAAGCGGCACCGCAAAGUCCUCCGCGACAACAUCCAGGGCAUCACGAAGCCCGCCAUCCGCCGCCUGGCUCGCCGCGGCGGAGUCAAGCGCAUCUCCGGCCUGAUCUACGAGGAGACCCGCGGCGUGCUCAAGGUGUUCCUGGAGAACGUCAUCCGUGACGCCGUGACGUACACGGAGCACGCCAAGAGGAAGACGGUGACCGCCAUGGACGUGGUGUACGCCCUGAAGAGGCAGGGCCGAACCCUGUACGGCUUCGGAGGUUAAACCCGACCAGACCCGAUCCCACCUGACCUGACCAGACCCGAACCGAACCCAACAAACAACGGCUCUUUUCAGAGCCACCCACACUUCUCAAGACACGCUUCCUGCAUGAAACGCUGGUCGAUCACCCAACUGCUCACACACGGUGAAGCUACACCACCGACCUCCUCCCCCACUUGUUGCUGUCCAAUGUUGAAUUCUGAACAGAUUAUUCUGAUAUUAUAGAUUUGAUUUGAUUUCUCUGCCUGCUUGUUUUACAGAUUCUCGUAAAUUCCUUUCCAAAUAAACCUUCAGCCAUAAACGUUCAAUAAA